This is a messenger RNA of Engraulis encrasicolus (European anchovy), 2908 nucleotides long. Its product is annotated as potassium voltage-gated channel subfamily V member 2-like. Gene Ontology annotation, molecular function: delayed rectifier potassium channel activity. Gene Ontology annotation, cellular component: membrane; voltage-gated potassium channel complex. The record is from RefSeq and is a predicted model, not a curated record. Gene Ontology annotation, biological process: potassium ion transmembrane transport; protein homooligomerization. NCBI's taxonomy places the organism in Eukaryota, Metazoa, Chordata, Actinopteri, Clupeiformes, Engraulidae. Bases 4 to 1608 code for a protein of 534 amino acids. The transcript has 5 exons.
CACAUGGGGAGGAAGCUCUCGAAGAGGCGCUCCACAAUGUUCUCCAACCUGAAGCUCAUGGACAACUUCUCCCGCACCGUGGACGACGAAGUCCCCUUUUCCCAAGACCGCAUGAUCAAGGCCUGGAAUUCCAUGGAGAACCUGGAGAAGGAGGAGCCUGAGACCCUGCAGAAGAAGACUCGCCACACAACAACCACAACAACAACGACAACAACAACAACAAGAAAGCCCUUGGGGAAAAUAGCCCACGCGCCAGCGAGGAAACCUUCAUCUCACAUCAUGAACAUCAAUGUGGGCGGCCGCACGUUCCUGAUCCCCAAGAGCCUGGCGGCGAGGCACCCCAAGACGCGCAUCGGCUCGCUGGCUCUCUGCACCAACCGCGUGGAGCAGCUGACUCUCUGCGACGACUACUCCGUCCGCAAGAACGAGUUCUUCUUCGACCGCGACCCCGUGUUCUUCAACUACGUCUUCCGGUUCUACCACAGCGGCGUGCUGUGGGUGAUGCAGGAGCUGUGCCCCAUCAACUUCGAGGAGGAGAUCAAGUACUGGGGCGUGGGCCUGAAGGACACCCAGCGCUGCUGCCGCAUCCUCUUCGAAGAGAAGGUGGACGAGCUGCGUGACUACCUGAAGGUGGAGCGCGAGCUCAUGGCUCAGAUCGAGCACCAUAUCGACGAGGACGGCUUCAAAACCAUGUUCCUGGGCGGCGUGCGCAAGGCCCUCUGGGACCUGAUGGAGAAUCCGUACUCGUCCCUCCCCGCCAAGGCCUUCGCCGUCUUCUCCAGCCUCUUCGUGCUCAUCUCCAUCGUGGCCAUGACGCUCAACACGGUCAAGGAGCUGAAGUGCGAGGCGGUGUACGGCAAGACCUACUUCGAGUGCAUAGAGAUCUUCUCCAUCCUCUUCUUCACCGCCGAGUACUUCCUGCGGCUGCUGACCACCUGCGACGUGGGACACUUCCUGCGGAGCGCGCUGAACUUUGUUGACUUGGUGGCCGUCAUGCCGUACUUCAUCCAGCUGGUCUUCGAGGCCUUCAGCGACCCGGAGGACGUCAGCGCGCAGGACGACCUCAAGACCAUGGCAAGGGUCAGCAAGGUCAGCAAGAUCCUCAAGAUCGUCAAGCUCAUGCGCAUCUUCCGCAUUCUCAAGCUGGCGCGCCACUCCACGGGCAUGCGGGCCUUCGGUUUCACCCUGCGCCAAUGCUACCAGCAGGUGUGCUGCCUGUUCCUCUUCAUCGCCAUGGGCAUCUUCACCUUCUCUGCCCUGCUGCACUCUGUGGAGAGGGAUGUGCAGGGCACGCCCUUCAGCAGCAUACCCGACGCCUGGUGGUGGGCAGCGGUCAGUAUCUCCACAGUGGGCUAUGGUGACGUGGUGCCGGUGUCGGUGCUGGGCCGGCUGGUGGCGUUCGCCUGCAUCUCCUUCGGCAUCAUCCUGAACGGCAUGCCCAUCUCCAUCCUCUUCAACAAGUUCUCCGACUACUACGCCAAGCUGAAGGCGCAGGAGUAUACACAGGCCACAGGUGUGCAGAGCGGGCUGCAGGUGAAGAGGCGUCUGCGGAGGAAGAUGGACAUGUGUUUCCACCCCGCGCCGCGCGAGAUAGAGGUGAUCACCUGAGAGACCAGAGGAGACGCGGGUACACACCUGAGCGGACACGAGAGGAGACACCUGAGCAGACACGAGAGGAGACACCUGAGCAGACACAAGAGGAGACACAUGAGAAGAGAUGGAAGUGCUCCCCUGAGAGUAGAGUAGAGUAGAGUAGAGGAGAAGAGAUGGGUGUACACCAUGAUCUCGGAACUGCAGUCCUCAACUCUCAAUACUUCCAUGAUCUUCUGACCAUAGAGGAGAGGAGACAGAUGUGCUCACCUGGGUGAAGAUGAGGCCGAUUUCCCCACACGAGCUUGGGUUCUUUCCUGCUGACAUGACGUGAGGCUACUAGAGCAUGUCUGCUCACACGAGAGCAAUGUCCAUCACAACAAGGGAGCUUUUGUGGUGUGCGGAUAUUUAUUCCUUUUUUCAUUGCGUUUCUCCCACUGUGAUAGCUUUUUUGGGAUGUGCGCGCACCUCACAACCUUUUGAGCAAUAGCCAUCAGACCAUCUGAGCUCUGAUACUGGGCAUGUAUUGUAUUCCCACCUUAACUCGCAGGACAUGGACAUGUUCACAUGAGCUCAAUAACUAUGUUUUAUGUGUCCACCUGACAUCAGCAGCUGGACAUUUACUCACCUCAUCUCAACAGUUACAUGCUCAGGUGAAAUUCGUAGCUGAAUGUCCUCAUCUGAGGUCAUUGGUUACCUGCCGAAGUGAGCUCUGCAGCUAGACAUGUUUCCUUCCCAACUUAGCAGCGGUUGGACGUGUCUUUUCACCUCACGUCCAAUCAGAUGGAUGUGCCCAUCUCAGCCCAAUAGCUGGAGAUGUUUGUCUGCAUCAGCUUAGCGUUAAAAAAUGUGUUUAUACCUCAUGUUGAACAAGAUGGUUGUGCCCUCCUGAGCUCAUCAAAUGGACGAUGUGUUCAUACAUACACCUGAGCUCAAUACUUACAUGUUCAAGAGAGCUGAGAGGAGACAAAAAUGUGCUGUUCUGAGCACAAUAGCUACGUGAGCACAACAACUGAACAUGUGUGUGCAGUGCACCUUGCACCCUCAAGGGUGAGUUUGUUCUAUAGCUACUGUAUGUGCCCACCGAAGUUCAGCAGCUGGAUAUGGGCUUACAGCCAGUGCUAGAGGAGACGGCUACUGUAUGCCCAGAGUCGGACUUUACAUUAGGCAAACCUAGGCAAUUGCCUAGGGCCCUGACCAAAUUUGCCCUCCAUAGGGGCCCCUAUCUGUCACAACAGUCGCAAUAAACGCACAAAAAGUAGGCCUGGUCUUAAUUUGUCACUUAUGUAAUUGAAGAUAUGCUGUUUGAGACCAAACA